UGCAAAUUCACAUUUGGCUGUAUUUAACCAUCUUUUUUUCUUGACUGAAAUUACACCCCGAAUCUCUCUCUCUCUCUUUCAUCCCAAUUUGGUUUCUUCCACGCAGGGUUUCUCUCCUUCCACCGUUUUCUCCUCCUCAUUCACAAUUUUCAAUUCAAUAAGGGUUUUUUUUCCCUUCGUUUCCUUUGAAUCGCUUUCAGGGGAUGUAAUUUCAUCUCUCUCGAUUGAAUUUUGGAAUUAGGGUUCCGCGUUUUACUCCAAAGGCCGUCCAUUGUUGCUGGAAUUUCAGGCUUUUGGAGCUUCUUGGUCAAAGGUUCUUCCAUCUUUUGUCAUUUUCCGCCACAAACAAUAAAAAAAUAAAAAGGUCAACGAAUUAUUGGUGGUGAGUUGUGGGCUGAGCCUGCAACCAUUGUUAGAAACUGGAGAUAUCGCAAUGUUGGGUGUCAAUCGUAGUGAUUUCAAUUUCUUUAGCGGUUUUCUCCACCUAGCUGAAUGGCAUCCCUUAGAAUAGCGAUGUUAUAUUGGGCUUGAAGCCCUUCCUUUACUCUCAUAAAAGGGUCAGCAGAGAAGUUAGUUGUUAGGAGGAUAUUUGCUUUGGCCAUUUGGGGUGAGUUAGAUUGAUGCUGUGAUGGUUGAUUAUAGGAGUUUUUCAUUUACUAGAAUGAUUGGCUGCUGGAGUUGCUUCGGGUUGAUAAAAAAACCGAGGCGUCAACGUACUAAGCGCGGCAUCAACAAUUUUCUCUCCCAAGGGCUAUUGACGGAUGGAGAAACUGAAGGGGAUGAAGUUUCGUAUAGUGGUGACUAUACUAGUAACACCACCAGUGGAGAUGAUAGUGAGGUGCAAAAUUUACCCAAUCGUUCAGAGGAUAUUUUGAAUUUUAGAGCAGAGAAUGGCAUGAUUUGUAGGCCUUUUCCUGUUAAAGAGACUGUCAAGCUUGUUCGUUCGGAGGAUGACAAUGGGAACAAGAUGUUAAAUGAGUAUAUUCGAGAGUAUAAGAUUGGUUCUGGAAGCUAUGGCAAAGUGGCUCUUUAUGAAAGUAGUGUUGAUGGACAUCAUUAUGCAAUUAAGUCCUUUCAUAAGUCUCACUUACGGAAACUUCGAGUUGCUCCAUCUGAGACUGCCAUGACUGAUGUUCUACGUGAGGUACUUAUCAUGAAAAUGCUGGAACAUCCUAAUAUAGUUAAUCUCAUCGAGGUGAUUGAUGACCCAGAGUCAGAUGACUUCUACAUGGUACUUGAAUAUGUGGAAGGCAAAUGGGUUUGUGAGGGUUCAGGUCGUCAAUGUGCCUUAGGUGAAGAGACUGCUAGGAAAUACAUGCGUGAUAUAGUCUCGGGAUUAACAUAUCUUCAUGCUCAUAAUAUAGUUCAUGGGGAUAUAAAACCUGAUAAUUUGUUGAUUACUCGCAAUGGGACAGUAAAGAUAGGGGAUUUCAGUGUCAGCCAGGCUUUUGAGGACGGUAGUGAUGAACUUCGUCGAUCACCUGGCACUCCUGUUUUCACGGCACCAGAAUGUUGUUUAGGCCUUACUUAUCACGGUAAAGCUUCUGACACGUGGGCAGUAGGAGUUACUUUGUACUGUAUGAUAUUGGGUGAAUACCCAUUUCUCGGAGACACACUUCAAGAUACAUACGACAGAAUAGUCAAUAAUACUUUAGAACUCCCAGAUGACAUAAACCCGCAGUUAAAGAACUUAAUAGAAGGAUUGCUUUGCAAAGACCCAAGUCUAAGGAUGACUUUGGCUGAUGUUGCUGAGCAUGCUUGGGUUAUUGGAAAUGAUGGGCCAAUUGGUGAGUACUCGUGUUGGUGUAAACGCAAGAGCCUGGUGAGCGAAGACUUUGAGGAGAGCGAUGUGCUUGUUUGAACCACCUCACUCACUAAAUUAUUUGAAGUUGGGAUUUCUUAAUGUACACUGGCAAAGCCCAUUAAUCUUAUUUCGUUUAUAUAUCCGUUUUGACCCUAUGUUGGUAUGUUCUGAUUAUAGAGAAAGUCCCGAAGGAAACCUUGGAGUUAAAGAAAAUAGGUUCAUGUUUGUUGAAGAUAAUAAGACAAGUCUUUGUUUCUCUUAUGUUUUUGUUGUGAAGCAUUUGGAAAUUUGUGCUUAGGGACAGGGAGAAGUUGUUUUGGAUGAACUUAGAUAUUCACGGAUACUACUUAGAGAUUAAUUGUCUUAAAGCUACGGAAAUUUAUUUAAGGAGUUGAUUAAAGAAUGGUGUUAUGUUAUUUGCAUUUGAGCA
Molecule: messenger RNA, 2234 nt
Organism: Cicer arietinum (chickpea)
Lineage: Eukaryota; Viridiplantae; Streptophyta; Magnoliopsida; Fabales; Fabaceae
Product: serine/threonine-protein kinase GRIK1-like
Biological process (GO): protein phosphorylation; intracellular signal transduction
Cellular component (GO): cytoplasm
Molecular function (GO): ATP binding; protein serine/threonine kinase activity
Source: RefSeq, a predicted model, not a curated record